CGCGCCUGCUCACUGGGCGCCGCUCUCGGUCUCGGCUGCUCGCGUCCAGGCGCUGCUCCCCAAGCCUCAGUGGCGGGGUACGGCAGCGCCUUGGGGACAAAAGUCUUUCUCUGCUGGGGGCUCUGCCCUGUACUUAACCGUUCCGGGGCAGAGCGGGCGGCACGUAUUUGCGUGUCCGCGCUGUUGCCCAGGCGGUAGGAGGACGCCGAGUCAGGCGCGGAGCUCGCGCUGACCGGGGCCCGGGCCCAGCGCGUCGAGACCGCCGCCCGGAUGUUGCGAUGGCUGAUCGGGGGAGGCCGAGAACCUCAGGGACUGGCCGAGAAAUCUCCUUUACAGACAAUAGGUGAAGAACAAACCCAGAACCCCUACACUGAACUGCUUGUGCUGAAAGCUCAUCACGAUAUUGUACGAUUUCUGGUACAGUUAGAUGAAUACAGAUUUGCAUCUGCUGGUGAUGAUGGAAUUGUAGUUGUGUGGAAUGCCCAGACAGGAGAAAAACUUCUGGAACUUAAUGGACACACUCAAAAGAUAACAGCUCUUAUUACAUUUCCUUCCUUGGAAGCUUGUGAAGAAAAAAAUCAACUGAUCUUGACAGCCUCUUCUGAUAGAACAGUUAUUUUAUGGGAUUGUGAUACUGGCAGACAAGUUCGGAAAGUAUCAUGCUUCCAGUCUACUGUAAAGUGUUUAAUUGUUCUUCAGAGACUAGAUGUUUGGCUUUCUGGUGGGAAUGACCUAUGUGUGUGGAACCGAAAAUUAGAUCUCCUGUGUAAGACCAGUCACCUUUCUGAUACAGGGAUCAGUGCUUUGAUCGAAAUACCUAAGAACUGUGUUGUGGCAGCAGUUGGCAAAGAACUGAUAAUUUUCCAGCUGGUAGCACCCACAGAAGAAUCACUAGAAUGGGAUAUUCUUGAAAUUAAGCGCCUCCUUGAUCAUCAGGAUAAUAUUCUCUCAUUGGUUAAUGUCAAUGAUUUGAGUUUCAUAACUGGUUCCCAUGUUGGAGAAAUGAUCAUCUGGGAUAUCCUAGACUGGACCAUGCAGGCCUGUGAAUGCAACUUCUGGGACCCAUCUCCACAGCUGGACACCCAGCAAGAAAUAAAGCUCUGCCAAAAACCAAAUGACAUUUCUAUUCAUCAUUUCACAUGGGAUGAAGAGAAUGUAUUUGCCGCAGUUGGAAGGGGUUUAUAUGUGUAUAACCUUCAAAUGAAGCGUGUGAUUGCUUGCCAGAAAACUGCACAUGACUCCAGUGUCCUGCACGUUGCCAAACUUCCAAACAGGCAGUUAAUCUCAUGCUCAGAAGAUGGCAGUGUACGCAUUUGGGAGUUAAGAGAAAAACAGCAGCUUGCAGUUGAACCUGUACCAACAGGUUUUUUUAACAUGUGGGGAUUUGGACGAGUGAACAAACAAGCCAGCCAGCCUAUUAAAAAGCAGCAAGAAAAUGCUACUCCAUGUUCCCUGGAGCUUAUUGGAGAUUUGAUUGGACACUCCUCGUCUGUGGAGAUGUUUCUGUACUUUGAAGAUCACGGACUAGUGACAUGCUCUGCUGACCAUCUCAUUAUUUUGUGGAAAAAUGGAGAAAGAGAAUCUGGAUUACGCAGUUUAAAAUUAUUUCAGAAGUUAGAAGAGAAUGGUGACUUAUAUCUUGCUGUCUAGUUGAAGGAAUUUGGAGUACAUGUGCAUGAACCUUGAACAUCAAAUAUAGGGUAAUAUUCAAAUUUG
This is a messenger RNA of Canis lupus familiaris (dog), 1716 nucleotides long. RefSeq names its product WD repeat domain 41 (gene WDR41). The transcript is spliced from 13 exons. The record is from RefSeq and is a predicted model, not a curated record. Gene Ontology annotation, biological process: regulation of autophagy. Bases 271 to 1650 code for a protein of 459 amino acids. Lineage: Eukaryota; Metazoa; Chordata; Mammalia; Carnivora; Canidae. Gene Ontology annotation, molecular function: protein binding. Gene Ontology annotation, cellular component: lysosomal membrane.